AUGAUCGCUCGUGCUCUCCUUCUCUUCAUGGUCAUGGGGUCCGCCCGUGCAUGGAAUGUAUUCGUUUCAACAAGCGAGGUCGCUCAAGGACAGGCCGCCGGAUCCACGUCGUCUUUCUUUUUCGGAUCUGAAAACCUCAACGCAACGGCAGACUUGGCUGUCGACGGUGACCCAAACGGCGACUUCCUCUCAGGCAGCUGCUUCUCUAGCGAUUUCGGGGACACCGACCCCGUGUGGUAUGUGGACCUCGGGGCUAACAUGGAGAUCUACAGCGUCAAGAUCUUCAACAGAGGAGAUUGUUGUGCUGAUCGUCUCAGAGACAUUACCAUCGACGUUGUCGAGAACAACCCCUUGUCUGGCAGCCCUGGCAACGUGGUCAACUGUGGCAGCAUCGGCGACCCUGGCGGCGUUGGCCUCAACGAAACCAUCGAGAUUGUGUGUCCCUUCCUAACCUUCCAGUUCACUUCACACUAUGAGAAAUACUUCCGGAUUGCCUACCCAGAAGGCCAAUAUAUCCGCAUCAUGAAAACGGGCGACGAACUGUUGAAUUUUUGCGAGGUAGAGGUUCAAGCCGCCACAGGUAUCUUCUACAAAUAUCCAUCGAAAAGAAGCCGCAAGGGUGACCGCAAUGACCUUGUUCCACAAGGCUUUCAUGCAUACCAGCCAAGCCAAGACGAGAACGUUCAGGGUGUUCCCGUACCCUUACCGUAUUCCGAUGUGAAUCACGUCGAUGAAGGGACGGCCGACACUGAUGGAAGCGAGGAAACAGGGACAGAUGACCAGUGAACUUGAAGUUACUGUAUGUUCC
This is a messenger RNA of Haliotis rubra (blacklip abalone), 808 nucleotides long. Its product is annotated as fucolectin-like. The record is from RefSeq and is a predicted model, not a curated record. Lineage: Eukaryota; Metazoa; Mollusca; Gastropoda; Lepetellida; Haliotidae. The transcript has 3 exons. The coding region runs from base 1 to 786 and encodes 261 amino acids.